Molecule: messenger RNA, 2283 nt
Organism: Drosophila erecta
Lineage: Eukaryota; Metazoa; Arthropoda; Insecta; Diptera; Drosophilidae
Product: tetraspanin-33
Exons: 3
Coding region: 645-1559 (304 amino acids)
Biological process (GO): protein maturation; protein localization to plasma membrane
Cellular component (GO): membrane
Source: RefSeq, a predicted model, not a curated record
CCACGAUUCCCAAUUUCCAAAUGCCGAUAGUGGUCACCACUCUCCCCGAGAUUUGCAUGGGCUCUAUCGACUGAUUCAUAUAUGGCGCAAUGGCUGUGAUCCAUCCAUCCACGACGAUCCCAGACGUUGUACCGGCUCAAAGGUCAGUGCCGAAACGAUUUUGUUUCCAAUUUUAAGGUUUCGUUUGCGGGGAAGUGAUAGUGAUAGAGUGCCAACCACACUGGCCAACACAGCGACGCCAGUCUUCGAUUUGGGCAGAGAGCAAUCUGCUGUUGUGAGCCACUGUCAGUUGCAGAAACUUUGGUCAACUUGUUGCGCAGUUUUGCUGCUCAGUGUAGCGGGUGCACUUAUCGAACCGCUGUGCGCCGCUAUCGUCUAUCGAUAAACACGACCGAUACAAAUCCAUCCGAUUGCGUUCAUUGUUUGUACACUUUGCAGUAUUAGCAUUAGCGUAGGAUUAAACGCAUAUUAGUUAAAUACCGUGAGAUUAUUAAGGCGAACUGCCAUUAGCACAGCCAUUGCCAUUGCCACUGCCACUGGGGAUUGGAUAAGCGAGAGGGGGAGAAGGAGACUCGGGUGAAAUCAAGUGAAAUCAAUUGCACAUAGAGUGCAGCUGAAGAUACAGAUACAGAUAGAGGCCAAGGAUGAGCAACUACCGUUAUCAGGGUGGUGGCAUCGGGGGCGUUGGCGUUGCCGGUGGGCGUGGCUACAGCGGCAUCGAGGUGCACGAGGUGAUGCAUCCGCACCACUUCACAUACGUGAGCCAGUGCGUCAAGUACAUGAUCUUCCUGCUGAACUUCGUGUUCUGGCUAUUUGGCGGUCUCCUCCUGGGCAUUGGUGUCUACGCCUUCAAGGACAAGUGGGAGGAGGCCAAUGGGUCGGUGCGGCUGGAGAAUUUCUACGAUGUAAUCCUCAACAUCUCACUGGUAAUGAUACUGGCCGGCAUGGUCAUCUUUCUGGUCAGCUUCUCUGGCUGCUUGGGCGCCUUGCGUGAGAACACCUUCCUGCUGAAGUUCUACUCCAUGUGCCUGCUGCUCUUCUUCUUGCUGGAGAUGGCCAUCGCCAUCAUCUGCUUCGUUUGCCCGCAGUACAUGAACACCUUCCUGGAAAAGCAGUUCACGGACAAGAUUAUCCACUCGUACCGCGACGAUCCCGACUUGCAGAACUUCAUUGACUUUGCCCAACAGGAGUUCAAGUGCUGUGGCCUCAGUAAUUCGGGCUACCAGGACUGGAGCAAAAACGAGUACUUCAACUGCAGCUCGCCGUCCGUGGAGAAGUGUGGAGUGCCCUACAGUUGCUGCAUCAAUGCCACCGAUAUAUCCUCCGGCCUGGUGAACAUCAUGUGCGGCUACAGCGUCCAAGAGGCGCCGGUUCCGGAGGCCAGGAAACGCAUUUGGACCAGCGGCUGCAUAGAGAUCGUUAGAGUUUGGGCCGAGCACAAUCUGUACGUAAUUGCCGGCAACGCACUGGGCAUCGCUCUCAUCCAACUGCUGGUCAUCUACUUGGCCAAGACGCUGGAGGGACAAAUCGAGCUGCAAAAGUCGCGUUGGCUGGCGUGAGAUCCGGGACAGCCCGAGUUCUACGGGCCCUACAACCACACCUGAACCGCAACCACACACUCAGAAUCCCUCGGUUUGCACGUCACUCGGACGGAGCGGACGGGCUGGUAGAAAUGAAAAGUCAGAGAACGUAAUGGAACUUAAACCCAGUAGUAAGCAGAAUAUUAUAAAUAUGUAGACGUAAGCUCGAAUAGUUAUAUGAUAGUCUUAAUGUAAGUGUGAGACUUAUUUUUUCCCAUUCCCCCUAUUUGACUGAGAUACAAAAACCCGUAAGACUUACUGAAGCAUUUUUCACGGUGCAAUACUUCUUUUUGAGUCCCUUUUUUAAAAGCCUAGGACACGAUUUAAGUGCUUCAUUGCCUAUAUUCUUCCAAUAUUUUGCGGAAGCUUUAUUUUUGAACCCAAAGUAUUAUUUUCCUUUCUUCCACUUUUGUUGCAAUCCACUGACUGGCUGUAUAUACUCGUACAUAGAUUUGUAAACUCAUCUCAAAGCAAAUAAUUUUUCCCAUCUCACACCGCCAUAUGUACAUUAUGUUUAGCUAGUGCAUUAGUUGCUAAAAAUCUCGAUGCAUUUAUUUAUAUGUACGUUAUUUGUAGGGAAGAGCAACCAACAAGACGCACAAAUCUUGUAUAUCUAUUAAUCAAACAAUUUCUGAAUGUAUUAUUAAUCUAGAGCCCUAGUACUGUAGAUCUAUGAAAAUAAAACACAAAGUAAUUCAAGAAA